AUGAAGGAUAAUGGUGGUGCAAACGUAUGGGACCCAGUUAAGUUCACAUGCGAAAAAUUUGAAUGCAAGAGAAUAGAAAGCAGACUUGCAGUCUAUAUGUUGGACCCAGAUAUUUCAAAUGCUUUAGCUGCCAAAUAUAUUGCAGUUCCACUUAUGUUCCCUAUACACCAAAUAUCUGUCAAAGACUUUGCAGGUGAAGUUGGAAACCAAAGUGCUGACCCAGGUGCAAGAACAGAUAUUGCCUUAACAACUGCAAUGAAACAUGCAGAUACUAUGUUUGUACUGUUCAGACGAACUAUAAAUGACUAUUCUUGUUUCUACAACCCUGGUAUUAAAUAUCAUAUAAACAUAGAUGGCAAAUAUUAUCCAAGAGAAGAAUAUUCUACAGUUGAGGAUAUGAGGUCAUACAACUUGACAUUAGAUGCUAUGAACUUUAACAACAACUUCACAACAACCAUUAACCCUGAAAUGCAAAGUUCUAUUAUGCCAUAUGUGAAAGUAUGGACUCAUACAGGAGGUCAAAAAACUCAAUAUACAAAUGGAGACCGUUCAAACUUUUGGCUUGGCAUUCCAUUUGCUGACUCAGAAGACU
This is a messenger RNA of Trichomonas vaginalis G3, 592 nucleotides long. Its product is annotated as protein of unknown function, DUF4106 family. The annotation marks the transcript as partial. The transcript has a single exon. The record is from RefSeq and is a predicted model, not a curated record. NCBI's taxonomy places the organism in Eukaryota, Parabasalia, Trichomonadida, Trichomonadidae.